CACAAUCGCUGCAUUACAAGAACUUUCCACAAUAAUUUCGCUACAGUCGCGUAGCCGUUUUGGUUAAAGACGUUGCGCACUCUGUGCUUUGAGCCUUGUCAGCUCCACCGGCAACGAGUGCCAGAGCUAUCUGCAAGCCACCCGCACUCGCUCUCCAUUCGCUGCCAUGAGGGCCGGCGUCCUGGCUUUUGUUUUCACGGCCGCUGUGGUCGAUUGUCUCAACAUGGAGGAUCCCGUCAUCGAGAAAGCCCGGAAGUUCGUGACGGGGCACAAGCACGGCAACAUCUGCCUCGAGGCUUUCGAGGACGCCGAGGGCAUCAUCGGUGGCUUCUCGCAUUUCGACAAGCACAUGGAGACGGCCGAGACACUGGCGCAGAAGCUCGCGGAGGCCACGGGCAAGCCCAUGGAGGAGCUCGAGAAACGCAUCCUCGCGAGGCUGCACGAGGCGACGGAGGCGGCGAGGCCCACCACGGAGCCGGAGGACGAGGAGGGGCGCAAGGCGGCCCUGGCCAAGAUGAGGAGCCCGCUCCAUGCCAUGGAGCUCUGCGAGUUCGCCCUGCGGCACCACGACGAGCUGUGAGGGGCGGCCCGCCCUUCGCAUCGCUCGGACGUGUGCAUUUUUUCCUCGGUGGGGACCAUCGACGAGGAAUGGACGUCCAAGCGAUGGCGAGCGCCGCCGUGCGAUGGAGGCUGGCUGGCGCUGCCGAGCCCUCGGCGGCCCAGCCCCGCGCCCGAGCUCCUGUCGGCGCCCCCGCCCGAAUCUUCCUGCGCCGUCGAGUCCUCUGGCGCUCCACGUCCCCUCGCUGGCAAAGGCUCAGUUGGGCGAGAAGUUGUUUUCCACAUCGCUGCGCUGCUCGAUUUAGGCGUGGCUUCAUAUACCGUCUCGCCACACGCUACGAUAGCAGCGAAACCAAGAGAUGCACAACAUAUAUUCCA
Molecule: messenger RNA, 936 nt
Organism: Prorocentrum cordatum
Lineage: Eukaryota; Dinophyceae; Prorocentrales; Prorocentraceae
Source: the annotation of a GenBank genome assembly